Mercenaria mercenaria is the source of this 849-nucleotide messenger RNA. RefSeq lists its product as uncharacterized. Gene Ontology annotation, molecular function: protein binding. NCBI's taxonomy places the organism in Eukaryota, Metazoa, Mollusca, Bivalvia, Venerida, Veneridae. The record is from RefSeq and is a predicted model, not a curated record. Bases 1 to 849 code for a protein of 282 amino acids. The transcript is spliced from 3 exons.
AUGGAUGACGUUUUACUUAAAAAUAGACUGCUAAGGAUUAAGUUAGAAGAGGCAGUUACAAAGAUGGAUAAUCAGACUGACAGGAUAACAAAUUUAGAAGAAAGCGUCAAAAAGAUAGAAAACCAGGCUAAAAGAGGAACGUGUAUUGAAAAUGCGAUUCAAAAUCUGAACAACCUGAUGGACAAACUAGAAAAAAUUAUAAAACAGACUGAAGAAACUGUAAGUUUUACGCUGAAGGAAUACUUCAACGAUAUGAAUAAGACAUUUUCAUAUCUUAAGCAAGAAAUCAAAACGUGUGUCGAUAAAAAUGAGCGAAAUCUAGAAAAGCCUCCAGAGGCAACGGAUAAAGAAUCGGGAAAUCCCAUAGAAUCUUUGAAUGAAGCUAAUGAUGUCAUUCAAAAGCUGAAAACAAGAAUUGUAAAAGUUGGAACAAGACAAGGAAAAAGAGCGGCUUUCUUGGCAAGACGUGCGGAGAAACGGAGUAAUGGAAAAUUACGUUUUACUAAAGUACACCUGAACAAAAGAUCUGCAUAUGACAACACUUCAGGCGUUUUUACGUGCCCGUUUCCUGGACUUUAUUCGUUUACAGCGACUGUCAUUGAAAUGGGAGACGAUGUCAAUCAUAUUGCUUGUGGCAUUCGGAAGAAUCGUAUUGUUUCCGCCUAUAUGUAUUUUAUUACUACUAGAAUAAACGGUGCGCGAGCAAUAGACGGAAGCGCAUCAGCAACAGCGGCAGCUACAAUGCAUUUGGUAAAAGGGGAUCGCGUAUUUGUCUACUGUAUCAAGAGCACUGACACCAGCCUUUUCACCUCUUCAUUUAGUAGCUGUCUAGUCAGUGCUAAUCCUUAA